Molecule: messenger RNA, 513 nt
Organism: Ylistrum balloti
Lineage: Eukaryota; Metazoa; Mollusca; Bivalvia; Pectinida; Pectinidae
Exons: 1
Coding region: 1-513 (170 amino acids)
Source: RefSeq, a predicted model, not a curated record
AUGUUGGUCGGACAAGAUACUGCACAGAUAGAUGGAACAGGAGCAAAGUACCUAUUACUUGGGAAUAGUCUAACAGUCACUGAUAAGGAAAAAGACAUUGAAGUAAUGGUAGAUUCUGAACUUUCUUUCCAAGACCACAUAAGUGAAAAAGUGAAGAAAGCAAAUCAAAGUUUCGGAUUGUUAAGAAGAACAUUUCAGUUUAUGAAUUCUAAAACUUUUCUUCCGCUGAACAAAAGCUUGGUGAGAUCACAACUGGAUUACGCAAGUUCUGUUUGGUCACCAGUAAAAGUGAAAGAUAUAGAUGAGCUGGAGUCCGUUCAACGCAGGGCCACAAAAAGUUUACCUGGAAUGCAGGAUAUGUCGUACCAGGACAGGCUACAGAAGCUUAAUCUUCCAACUUUAACAUACAGAAGGCUUAGAGGGGAUAUGAUAGAACUCUAUAAAAUCACAAAUGGUAUAUAUGAUAAGGAUUUUGUAAAGCUUAAGAUGGACGCAGGAAUAAGAAGUGGUUGA